Molecule: messenger RNA, 2397 nt
Organism: Ascoidea rubescens DSM 1968
Lineage: Eukaryota; Fungi; Ascomycota; Saccharomycetes; Ascoideales; Ascoideaceae
Exons: 1
Coding region: 1-2397 (798 amino acids)
Biological process (GO): peptidyl-lysine monomethylation
Cellular component (GO): nucleus
Molecular function (GO): protein-lysine N-methyltransferase activity
Source: RefSeq, a predicted model, not a curated record
AUGGCUGAUGUUGACAGAAGAAAACAGAUUGAUGAAUUGAUUUUGUGGGGGAAAAAUAAUGGUGCUUUGAUUGACCCCAAAAUUGGUUUUGACUAUUCUCAAGAUAAAGGAGUUUUCGCUUUUUGCUCCUCAAAAGAAUCUGUUGAUCAUGUUGGUCCCUUAUUUAACGACUAUCAAAUAGCCAUACCUGAAAAUAUAAUCAUAAAUUCAACUUUGCCAUCUCAGUUUUUCAAUUCAAUAGGCUUUACUAACUUGAACUAUAAUGACAACAAUAUCUUAAAAUUAUACUUGGCUAAACUAAAAUUCGACACUUAUCCUCAUAACCAAAAUGAUAAUAGUUCAACUUUGAUUUUUCUAAAUCAUCAAUCGUUUUUUAAAAAAUAUAUCAACAAUUUACCUUCAAAGUUAUAUGAUUUAAAUUCUUUUCCUUUAAUUUACAAUAAUUUCGAAAAAAAAAAUUAUUUGGUCAAUACAAACCUUAACGAAAAAUUUUUAAAUGAAAAAUUAUUGUACUUAAUUAACGAAUGGUUUCAAUCAAUUUCAAUCCUAAUUGAUCUUGACAAAAAGAAUAAUUUAAAUAAUUCCAUUAAUUAUCACCCUGAUGACAUCAAAUUUUAUACUGAUAAUUUUGCUAAUAAUAAUGUUAAUAACGAUAAUCAUGAACAUUCUUUAAACUUUAUCUCAUCUGAUUCAUUUCAAGAAUACCUAAAUAAACCAAUAACCUCUUGGUCAAGUUUUAACGCUUAUCUAUGGUCCCAUUUAAUUUUUACUUCAAGAAGUUUUUCCUAUCAUAAUUUGAAUCCACUGGCUCAUCAAAAUCAGCUAAUGCUAGUUCCAAUCCUCGAUUUUUUAAAUCAUAAAUCAAAGGAAAAGUUAUUAUGGUCUUUUAUCACUAAAAAUAAAAACUCAAAUAAAAACAACAAUAAAAACAACAAUAACAAUAAAAACAACAAUAACAAUAACAAUAACAAUAACAAUAACAAUAACAAUAACAAUAAUAAUAAUAAUAAUAAUAAUAAUAAUAAUAAUAAUAAUAAUAAUAAUAAUAAUAAUAAUAAUAAUAAUAAUAAUAAUAAUAAUAAUAAUAANAAUAAUAAUAAUAAUAAUAAUAAUAAUAAUAAUAAUAAUAAUAAUAAUAAUAAUAAUAAUAAUAAUAAUAAUAAUAAUAAUAAUAAUAAUAAUAAUGAUAAUGAUAAUGAUAACUCAAAUAUUUCCUUUUUCACUUUAAAAAUUCAAAAUUUUAAUAAUACUCCUCAAAAUCAAGAGCUAUUUAAUAACUACGGUUGUAAAAAUAACGAAGAACUCUUACUAGGUUAUGGCUUUCUUUUCAAGGAUAACGAAUUUGACUCAAUCGCUUUAAAAUUAAAACUAUCCAAUAACCAAAUAAAUCAAAUUAAACUAUUUGAUAAUUCAAUAUCUCUACCAGAUAUCUCAAAUUAUACCAAUCACCCCAACUACCAAUCUAUUAUUUCUUCCGAUGAUACAGAGUUAUUAUUCUACAUUGCCAAUUACGACAUGGACGAAAAAAUUAACUCUCUAAUUAAUAUAUUUGCAAUCUUAUCUAAAAACGAUUACGAUGAUUAUUCAAUCCAAAAAAAAAUAUCAAAUGCUAAUGAAAAUCAAAAUGGAAAUGGAAAUGGAAAUCAAAAUCAAAAUCAAAAUAAAAAAAAAAAAAGCAUCUACACUUUGAGAAUGAAACUAUUAGGUCUUAAAAACUUAAAAGUCGCAAUCGACUCAAAACUAAACAAUCUAAACAUCUCCAUCAAUGGAAAUUCAAACUAUAUUAACCAAGAAAUAAUACUUAAAAACCACUCCAAUCUCAAAAAUUAUCAAAAUUGCCAGCUAUAUAAAACUCAACAAAAAAAAUUAUACGAAAAAAUAUCCUCAAUAUUAAAAGAAUCUGAAAAGAAUUUAAUUCGAAUUAACCAACCCUUGGGCAAACUUCUAACUCUAAAAAAGGCCUUCAAAUCAGAUUUAAAAUUUCAAUACUCUUUAAGAAUUAUCUUUGGCUUUAAAAAUUACGAUAAAUUAUCACAAUCUGAAUCGGAAGAUCAAAUCUUAAUAUUAUGGUUGGUUAGAUGUUGCAAUAAAAAUUAUUAUAUAAAUGAACUGAAAAAUAAUCCAACAAACACCUAUAAAUUACCAGAAUGGAUCUUUCAAUUAUUCAAUUGGUAUAAGAUUAACUAUUUAAAGUCAUUUCAAAUCACUUUAGAAGAAAAACAAUAUUAUGAAUCCUUAUAUAAAUAUUUUAUCCCUGACAUUAUUUCCAAAUGUCCUGAAAUUUAUUCAAAGGGUUCAUGGGGAUUAAUUGAGUUUAUUUUAGCAGGAAAAAUAUUGGAAUUAAUUAGUUAUGAGAGAACUGCAAAAAAUGAAACUAUUUUGGUCAAUAAUGAUUAA